This is a messenger RNA of Mytilus californianus (California mussel), 2459 nucleotides long. RefSeq lists its product as uncharacterized. Bases 1089 to 2270 code for a protein of 393 amino acids. The record is from RefSeq and is a predicted model, not a curated record. Lineage: Eukaryota; Metazoa; Mollusca; Bivalvia; Mytilida; Mytilidae. The transcript has 4 exons.
CUUAAUCGAACGGUUACUUUUGAUUGUGCUCAACUUCACCAGCUAUCUUGGACGAAAAUGGGUCUGUAACUGUUGUUGCAAUCAUCUCGACUUUUGUCAGCAUUUUUACUUGAAUAACUCAACGGUACCAACAUGUGAGACCAAAUUUGCGAUAUAUAUUUUUGGGGACUUCUGAACUUUUUGCCGUUUGUGUGUACCUUCUUAUAACUUAUUAUAUAUGUUUUCAUAAAACAGCAAAAUCUUUUAUCUUUUAUCUUUUGACAUCAGUUUCUUUCAGAGCUCGUUAAGAAUUUACUAAUGACAAACUAGAAUUAAACGAGAUAUGGGGUUGUAAUAUGAGCAGCCACUCUGUCAAGGUUCAGAAACCUGACCUUUAUAAAAGCUUUAGGAGUACGGGAAUCAAAACAAUCAAUCACAGAUUAGCAAAUAAACAAUGGAACACUUUCGUAUCAUCAUUUCAGAAAUAAGAAUAUGCCGUUUAUAUAAUUAUGCCCCUCAAACUAUAUACUGAAUGUAUAGAUUAUAUCUUGGACUUAAUAUAUUUAGUAUACUUUUCCCAGAUUAUAUACAAUAUUGUGGUUCAAAUGCCAGGUUAUAUAUUGGGUAACCUAUAUAGGUCUACGAAUAUUUGAGUUUUGAAAUGAAACAGAUGGUUUGAAAAGCUGAAUGCUAAAUAUUAUGUGGACACCGGGUCACAAUUAACUAAUAUGUGUUGUGUUUUAUUUACAUUGGGACCUUUCUUGAAAAAAAAUACAAUUUACUGCAAUUAAUGUCCCAAAAGAGAAAAAAAACCACCACCUUAUAAAUAGCAAACAAAAUGGAUCUAAUAGAAAGGUCCCAAAUAAACCUGUCAAAAUGUAGUGUCACGAUUAAUUAAUGAAUAUUAUUUCAUGCAGUCAUUAAUUAAUAAACAAAUUGCAAGGAAGGACUGAAAGGCGCAUAUGUAAUUAUAAUGUACAUUUUAAUGUUGUCACGUUUUUUAUGUCAUCUCCAAAUUUAGGACAUAACAUUUUAGUUCAAUUUGUUGUGGAUUUCAACAUCUUUUGACCAAACAGGUUGAACGGGAAAAACAACAAAGAACAGUUGGAAUGUUAUUUGUUUUCUUCACCUCUUUCUGUGUUGUCAAUGUAUUUGCUUUGGUGCCAAUUCCCCUGGAACCACAAACGCCAUGCUUUACACAUUUUGGAGAGUGUCUUAGAUAUUGCCCAGGAGAGAGAAUUCCAGACUUAGAGGGCAUAGAGAGUUCAUGUAUUACAAACUCUGCAGGUUACCAGUUCUGUAAAUUUUAUCAUUGCCCACCUGCAAAAUGUCGAGGAAAAAAGAAGGAUCUAUACGGGAAAUGCUACUACUGUCCGGGUGAAUGUGUCGAUGGUGGUAGGAAACAUCAUAAUGGAGAAGCUUUUCUCAGUUUUGAUUUGGUUAAUAAUUGUUUUUGUGGACAAGAUAAUUCCAAACACUGCACUAAACAUCCAGUUGACCAGUAUUCCUACUGUAAUCACGCGAGACCUGGUAGUGAUGGCGACCAUAAUACAGUUGUAGUGGUAGAAAAUCCUCGACCACCACCACCACCUGCAAAAAUCGUUGCAUUUGUACCUCCCCCACAGCAGCCGCAAGCCCCAGCGGCAAUGGCUUUUGUACCAGCACCCACACAACCACCAACUCCACGACAAAUGGCCUAUGUACCGCCUCCCUCCCGACCACAAACUCCACCACAAAUGGCAUAUGUACCGGCACCCACCAGACCACAAACUCCACCACAAAUGGCCUAUGUACCGCCUCCCUCCCGACCACAAACUCCACCACAAAUGGCAUAUGUACCGGCACCCACCCGACCACCAACUCCAACACAAAUGGCAUAUGUACCGGCACCCACCGGACCACCAACUCCACCAAAAAUGGCAUAUGUACCGGCACCCACCCGACCACCAACUCCAACACAAAUGGCAUAUGUACCAGCUCCAACACAAUCAUACGUUCCUCCUGGUGUUGCCGUUCUACCAGCGGCUAAUAAUAAGGAAUCGACAGCUUUUAUGCAGCAACCGCCAUCAUAUUCACAACAUCAGCACCCAAAAAUGGUUCCACACCCUAAUUUCUCAGCAAAAAGUCCAAAAUCUAAUUUUCAUCAACGUUCCAACAACAAUCCAAACUUGUACAGAAAUAAUCAGUAUUUCCAAGGUUUUCCAAAUUAUCCACAUUUUCAAAGUUAUCAUCGCAAUCCUUAUUUUGAACAACAGAUGUGGGGAUUUAAUCGUAAUGUAAUCGAUGCGUAACUGUCAGUCAUUCUACCAAGUGCUUUGGCAGAUUAUUCCUGUAAUCAAAAAUAAAAAAAAAAAAAUUUCAUGGAUAUUUUAUUGUUUCUUAUUAUACAGAAAAAUCUUUGAGCAACUUACGUCUGUAUUGUUCAAUUAGUUGAGUUGUCACGCGAUACGACAACAAAAUUAAAAUGAUUUCGAAAUGUA